AUGAAGUUCUCUACUAUUCUUUCCUGCAGCGCCCUGAUAUUCUCCAGUGCAGCGCGAGCUCUCCCUCGAGGAUUCUCCGACCAUGUCUCGAGACGCUCAAAUCCUUCCUCUCGCAUUGAAGGACCCCAGCCUCAGACCGCCGGUACCUCAUCUAAUGCAACUAUCCAAUACAGCGGAAACUGGUCUGGCGCUGUUCUUGUUUCGCCUCCGACUGGUGAAACAUUCAACAGCGCUGUAGGAACUUUUACAGUCCCGUCAAUGCCUUCCGUUAAUGGGAAUGGUGCUGCCGCUGCAUGGGUUGGCAUUGAUGGUGAUACAUUUGCGACUGCAAUAUUACAAGCUGGUGUAUUCUUCAGUGUCACCGACGAGACCGUCGAGUAUGGAGCAUGGUAUGAGUGGUGGCCUAACUAUGCUACUGACAUCGACACAGACGACUUCCCGGUCUCUGCUGGGGACGUAAUCACUGUCAACAUCGAUGCUUCAAGCAACAGUGAGGGCAUUGUCACCUUGACCAAUGAGUCGGCCGGAAAGAGCUUUGUUAUCAACCUCACUUCACCGACUAAAUUGUCCUACCUGGGAGGUCAGAACGCUGAAUGGAUUAUCGAAGAUUAUACGCAAAAUGGUGGGCUCGUCCCGCUUGCCAAUUGGGGCACUGUCACAUUCGUCAAUGCCUCCGCCUCGACUUCAGCGAACAAUACACUCGGCCUUGAGGAUGCUACCAUCUUUGACAUCGAACAAUACAACGACAUCAUGACCUUCGUCACAAUCGAAAGCGAUUCUUCUGUGUCAAUCUCCUAUGCAUGA
Messenger RNA from Lentinula edodes (shiitake mushroom), 804 nucleotides. RefSeq names its product putative aspergillopepsin. Gene Ontology annotation, molecular function: glutamic-type endopeptidase activity. Gene Ontology annotation, biological process: proteolysis. The transcript is spliced from 4 exons. NCBI's taxonomy places the organism in Eukaryota, Fungi, Basidiomycota, Agaricomycetes, Agaricales, Omphalotaceae. The record is from RefSeq and is a predicted model, not a curated record. Bases 1 to 804 code for a protein of 267 amino acids.